CAUGUCGAUUUAAUUUGCUCCGAAAUAAAUAAGUUUUAUCGUUUGUAUAGUCUUAAAUUCUAUUAAAAGUGGAAACAACAAAUCGAGUAACAUUGGUAUCAGUAAAGAAUCAACAACUGACUGCAUGAGCGCGCUUAAGUAUCCAUUACAAAUAAAACUUCAAUCGGUUUACCAGCUAAUGGAAUACCAUUAACAACUAUUAAAUAUUUUGCAACGCUAAUGUAUUUUUUGUAACUGCAAUUUAGAUUUUCAAAUAAAGUAGAUGCUAGGAAUGAAUAAAUUAUAAGGACUCCAAGAGUACGCCUAUGAAAAAAUGUUUUCGAAUUCUGACCUUCAGUUCGCAUUAGGUAUACAUUUAAUUUAUGACGUUCAGUUUUAAGUCCCAUCGAGUUCUAAUAUUCUGUGCAUAGGUUAAAACCGAAUUAGGAAAUUUUCUGGGACUCAGGUGUAAAGAAGAUUGUAACUUAACCUAUAAUUAUUUUUUACCAUGGACAGUAAACAAAUAACUAUUAAAGAUUUUCCUUUUUUAUGUCGUUUAUGUGCAAGCUAUUCAGAGAAUUUGAUUCCUCUCAGCAAUUUUGCGUUCGAAAAUUUGUAUAAAAUUGUCUCGGGAAUCGAUAUUGAAAAUGGCGAUUUUCCAAAACAAAUAUGCCAAGAAUGCGACGCACAGUUCUCUAAUUUUUUUUCUCUCAUAGAGAAGUCAAAACAAAGUCAUAAGUUGUUUCAAAAGCUUCAAAAUGAUAUAAACAAUGAACAAGAUGAAACUGAUUGUGAAAAUCAGGAUGAGAAUGUCAUUGAAGAUAUAACAGUUUCAAUAGCAAGAAAUGAAGUAGAGAACAAUGUAUCAAAACAGUUAAAUUGUGAGAGAUGUUCAAAAUCAUUUACAAAGCAACAGACACUAACACGCCACUAUAGUAUUUCUCCUCAAUGCAUACCUGAAAUGUUAAAAGUUUCAUGCAAAACAUGUGGGAAACAAUGUUCUGGAAAGUUAGGGUUAAGUACACACUAUAGGAAAUCAGUGAAUUGUGUACCGGAUUCCACCAAGUGCAUAUGCAACAGCUGUGGUUUAAAAUUUACCACAAAACGAAAAUUAAACUAUCAUUAUAAGGAAAGUACAAACUGCUCUCGCAGCAAAAUUGAAUGCUCAGUUUGUAGCAAAAAAUUUGACAAAAACCACAAGUUAGUUGCUCACAUGAGGAGCCAUACAAAAGAGGAACCAUUCGGGUGUGAAUUCUGUGGAAAACGGUUUAGAUUUGUUCAAAAUUUAAGAAGACAUAAUUUGAUCCAUAAAGGGAUUAAGCCAUUCAAAUGUGAAGUUUGUGGAAAAGGUAUGUAGCAAUUUUUUAUAAUGCUUCAGAUCUGAACAGUAAUUGCUUACAUUUUUGUGCAUCCCACCUUAGCAUUUUCCAGGGCUCAUGUUAGAAGUGAGCACAUGAAUAUACACACAGGUAACAAUCCCUACAUAUGUACAUAUUGCGGAAAAGGUUUUAAAAGGUAUGCUAAUCAUUUUAUACAUGUGUACCGUCACAAGCUGAUAAAUGGGGAAAUUGACAAGUAUGAAGACAAAAAGCUUUAUCUGCAGCUUGAAUGUAAUGUGUGUCACAAGAUAUUUGCCAGCCGAGGAGGUUUGGCAAAUCAUAUAACACUUCACCAAGGAGAGCCUCGUGAAAAAAAAUUUUUGUGUAACGACUGUGGCAAAGGUUUUGUUACAAAUUCCCAACUUGAAUCUCACUCCAGGAUACACACCGGAGAUAGACCAUUUGAGUGUGAUAAAUGUAACAAGAAAUUCCGACAGAGAAGCGCAUAUAAGAAUCAUCAGUUGGUACAUUCAGGGGAGAAGCCAUACAAAUGUGAAAUUUGUGAGAAACUGUUCACCCAAUCUGGCCACCUUAAAGUUCACAUGAGGGUUCAUAGUGGAGAAAAGCCUUAUUGUUGCAGUUUCUGUGGGAAAAUGUUCGCACUCAAGAGUAAUUUAAAGGUCCACGUUAGAAUCCACACUGGGGAGACCCCCUACAUUUGUAGUAUUUGUGGUCGUGGUUGCUAUGAUUCAACCAGUUUGAAAAAACACAGGAAAAGUCAUGGAAUAGGGCUGCCGUCUCAUGGUUAUAUUAAAGACAAGGAAGAAAAUGAGGAAGUGUUUUCUGUGGAACUUGGGCAAGAUCAGGUUCAAAGUGAUGUUACAAAGCUUUAAUUUUAUAAUGUAAUAUUACAUGCU
Molecule: messenger RNA, 2215 nt
Organism: Cylas formicarius (sweet potato weevil)
Lineage: Eukaryota; Metazoa; Arthropoda; Insecta; Coleoptera; Brentidae
Product: zinc finger protein 239-like
Exons: 4
Coding region: 1433-2191 (252 amino acids)
Biological process (GO): regulation of transcription by RNA polymerase II
Cellular component (GO): nucleus
Molecular function (GO): RNA polymerase II cis-regulatory region sequence-specific DNA binding; zinc ion binding; DNA-binding transcription activator activity, RNA polymerase II-specific
Source: RefSeq, a predicted model, not a curated record